UCCACCAUGAAUCUUUCAGCUCGCAGCAAUGUCGGUAUCUAGCCGGAGUGAAAAUACCAUCCCCAGCUGAUUGACAUACUAUACAGUGACCACUCAGACGUUUCUCAGCUUUCCUUCUAUUCAUGGACGUUAUCAGCGGUCAUGUAAUAUCACACUCAACAUUUUGCACCUCUGGCUGUUCACGAUUUUGUCUUAGUUUCUUGAGGCUCUUACUUUUCUUAGACGAAUUCUACUUUUGGUUGUAUCAGUUCGACGCAAUUAUUUAUGGGCCCUAAUCAUAAAACUUAAUCAAGCGUCUAACGUAAGAUUCGGUGGUGAUAAAUACGGAAUGAUUUCAAGGUUUCAAUUCAUAAUCUUGCCAAUUGUCGAGUUGUGCAAGAUCCAGAGUUGAGAUGUGGCGUGUUGUGUGAAGGAAGUGCGUGAGCAGAGUUUUCACUUUGCAAGUUUCAAGUGCCAGGCGAGGAUAGAAAUUUGCUGGGUCAAUAGGUCACCCGGCUUUGGUGUGCAUCCCUGAGUGUUCGUAUAAAGAUUUCAUCAGUGGCUGGAUUCAGUUGAUUGGAUAAUCAUGGCGACGUUUUCACCUUGGGAUUAUGUGGUAUUCUCACUGGUACUAGGAAUUUCUGCUGCAAUAGGGAUAUAUUUUCGAUUCACUGGCGGGAAGCAGAAGACAACAAAGGAGUUCCUUCUAGCAAACCAGAAUAUGUCAAAAUGGAUGGUUUGUGUAAGUUUAAUGACCAGCUUCAUGUCGGCAGUCACGAUUUUAGGAGUCUCGGCGGAGAACUACCAAUAUGGAACUCUAUUUGUUAUCAUUAAUUUAUCAUAUAUAGUGACUAUGCCAAUAGCGGCUUACAUUUUCUUACCAGUAUUUUUCAAAUUGGGAACGACAAGUGUGUAUGAGUACCUAGGACGACGAUUUGGUCCAACAGCAAGACUGACUGCUUCUACUGUUUAUUUAUUGCAAAUGAUCUUGUAUAUGGGCAUUGUUUUAUAUGCUCCUGCUCUUGCACUUGAGGCUGUUACAGGACUAAAUAAAGUCUACGCUAUUCUGAUUCUGGGCUUCGUCUGUACAUUCUACUCAACAAUUGGUGGAAUGAAAGCUGUCGUUUUCAUCGAUUUAUUCCAAUCAUUACUCAUGUUCAUAGCAGUCUUCAGUGUGAUCGUGGUUGCAGCAAUCCAUGCAGAUGGCCUUGGGGAUAUAUGGCACGAAGCUGAGCGUGGUGGACGAAUUGAGUUCUUGAACUUUGAUCCCGAUCCAACAACACGUCACACCUGGUGGGCUCUGAUUAUUGGCGGUACUGUAACCAAUUUAUCCUUGUACGGUGUAAAUCAGGUCCAGGUACAACGCAUGCAGACCACCAGAAAUAUCAAGGAAGCACAAAAGACACUGUGGCUCAAUCUUCCUAUUCUAAGCCUCCUAAGUUUGAGUACAUCACUCAGUGGACUUGCGAUCUACUACAUGUACAAGGAUUGUGAUCCGGUAUUAGAAGGCAGGAUCACUUUAAGGGACCAGGUUUUCCCACUGUUUGUCAUCGAUUUCAUGGGACACAUCGCUGGACUGGCAGGAUUAGUAGUGUCCGGAAUAUUCGCAGCAAGUCUUUCAACAAUCUCCGCUUCAUUGAAUUCCUUAGCGGCGGUAACAUUACAAGAUUAUGUCAGGCCAACGUACAAAAAAAUUAAAGGUCAAACCUUUACUGAAAAACAGAAUACAAAAGCCUCAAAAAUUCUGGCUUGUCUUUAUGGUUUCCUUUGUAUUGGCAUGGCGUUCUUGGCACAACUUCUCGGUGGUAUCCUUCAAGCUGCCUUAACCAUUUUUGGAGUAGUCGGAGGCCCCUUGUUAGGAUUAUUUUCUUUGGGGAUGCUUAAUACAAGACCCAAUCAGAAGGGUGCAUUAACAGGACUUGCUGCCGGUCUUGCGAUGGCAUUUUGGAUUGGUUUCGGUGGACCCAGGCCACCCCCGAAACUGCUGGACUUUUCAGAUGAAGGCUGCAAAUCAGUUAACUCAACAUUCCUGUACAUACCAAAAGCUUCUGAUUCAGACGAUUCAAGCUAUUUCUGGCUCUAUCGUGUUUCAUAUCAAUGGUACUCACUAAUAGGAUUCCUUGUGACAUUUAUAGUUGGAUACAUUGCAAGUUUCAUUUGUGAGCUUCUUAAGUGGGACUCAAAUGCAAGGAUCUAUGAAGAUAAAGAUAAAACUAUCAUAAAGACCGAUCUUUUCUGCCCGCCUUUAGCAAAACGCCUUGCCCGGAAAAAUGAGAGAUUAAUAAAAGAUGAGUGUAAAAAUGGAGUUGACCCAAAAUGAGGUUGGAAAUAGCACAAAUGAUUGAGAAAGGAAAACCAAAGGACAAUAAUAGUUACUACAACCUAAUUUAAGCAGUAGAGACGAUAUAUUUUGUUGCAUACGUACUUAUCAUUAGCAGUUUUAUUUUUAAGCUGCUGAAAAAGAGAUGAUAGCGAUUGGAGAUUUUUGAAAGUAAACAGAGUGCGGAUGAUGUCUUCCAUUUUGAUAGAGAAAUAUUCAUAUUGUUAAAGACUUUAUAAAUAUAGAUAUAUAUGUACAAUGAUGUUA
Molecule: messenger RNA, 2566 nt
Organism: Hermetia illucens (black soldier fly)
Lineage: Eukaryota; Metazoa; Arthropoda; Insecta; Diptera; Stratiomyidae
Product: putative sodium-dependent multivitamin transporter
Exons: 10
Coding region: 566-2299 (577 amino acids)
Biological process (GO): transmembrane transport; sodium ion transport
Cellular component (GO): membrane
Molecular function (GO): symporter activity
Source: RefSeq, a predicted model, not a curated record